Penicillium bovifimosum is the source of this 3564-nucleotide messenger RNA. RefSeq lists its product as uncharacterized. The coding region runs from base 1 to 3564 and encodes 1187 amino acids. Gene Ontology annotation, molecular function: SUMO-specific endopeptidase activity. The transcript has 4 exons. Gene Ontology annotation, biological process: protein desumoylation. Lineage: Eukaryota; Fungi; Ascomycota; Eurotiomycetes; Eurotiales; Aspergillaceae. Gene Ontology annotation, cellular component: cytoplasm; nucleus. The record is from RefSeq and is a predicted model, not a curated record.
AUGCCCGUGUUCAAAAGUCUAGCCGAAUUCCUGGUCAACCUCUCGCCGCUACGCUCCCAACAGUCCGAAGAUCGACCUUCUGCUGUUCAACCUGCACAACCUCCGCGUUCAACCCCUCCCCUCCGAUCACGCAGAUCUAGUCGCAACCACUUGAACCUGGGAUCGGACACUGUCGCAAACUACCCACUCGAACCCAUCAGCCCCCAGCGAGCUGAUCCCACUACUCAUCCCAAGGUAUGCAUCUGCCCGUAUCUCCCGCGUCACGCUCAUGGUAGCUUUGGCUGUUCUAUACGUCCUUCCACGCGCGAACUGGCACUUUAUGUCGAUACAUUUCCAUCGCCAACUGGACCCACGACUGCAGGUUCACGACUGCACCCGCGUUUCCCGAACCCUAUUUUAGGACCAUUCGCCCAGUCAGGCAUUCCCCCUCGGCCUUUUCAUACCCGUGGACACGCACUGAUGUACCCCUCCACUUCCAGGCUGGGCGAUUCGUCGCAGAUGUUGGACAAGGACCAGCGAAACGGCUCUCGGGAUCGCCGAGAUGAAGCUCGUUUGUUAGGAGCUAGAUAUCAUGACUCCCAGGCUGUCAAGAUAAAGCCUGGGGCGACGUUCCAAUCCAGAAACAAGAAGCCUGGGGUGAGCCUGAGCCUUUAUAUUCAUGACUGUGGUCUUCUUUCUAAUACUCAGCCUCAGUCUUCCUUCGCUUUUUCCCCGAGAGACAAGCUCUCGCAAAACUCCCGAAGUAGUGGUCCGGUCCGUGCCCACGGAGAACCAAAAAUAUCACCUACAUCGAUAAGGCGGAACCCUCUUGAGUUAGAGGACUCUUUUGAAGAGUCUAGCCGGCCUAGCAAGAGACGGCGCCAGAGUGAGACCAGUGAGACCAUUGAUCUUACUGCCCCGACAGAUCCAGCCCUGGGCCGUGUUCAUCAGAAGGGAUCCCGUCGUACCCACCAUCCCGAGCCCAAGGAAGUGGUAAAUGACGUACACAUCGCGCGAUAUCCGCUUUCUCAACACGACCUAUUUUUCUCCGGCGAUCUCCGCGACGAAAGGUUCACCGAGAACGCAGCGCAACAGCGGCGCAGAAUGGCCAAAGCCGCGGAUAGUCGGCUGUCUCAUGCCAAUAGCAAGCCAACUCAACGUGCCGAACCCCCAGGCAAUAUUGAGAUCGGAGUAAAGAAGUCUGUUAAGAAGCCCAUUGCAGCUCCUUCAGACACAAUUCGCCGUCCUACCGCUGGGAGAGAAAGCCCCGAUGAACUCCAAGGCGACACCACUACUCACCCAGUACCAAAAUCCUUGGCUGGAAAGGGCCCCCGAACCACCCGCCAAAGCAUACCUGAAGUUCAUAUUGAGGUAUCCACUCGCAAACGAUCACCAAGCGAUAUUCGACCCACAGACUUCUCUUCGCCAUCUCAAGGGACCAAGAAAGCCAAGACCUCUCACAGGAGCUUCGAGAAGAGGUUCUCCUUGUAUUCUUUCCAAAUUGGUUCACUCCACAAGACUUGUGUGAUUAAAGAGACAGUUCCCAUCUAUUCCAACAACGAUGGUCUUGAACUUCGUGGGGAUGUGCUUGACCAUAACGAUCAGUUAUCGAUACCUUUUGAGAAGUUCAGCAAGGUUAUUAUGGGACAGUCACCAAGUCGGAAAGUUAGGAUUGAACUGGUACCAGGCUCUGUCGAAGCGGGCGAUCAACUCGAUCUUGAGUUUUGGAGGUCCGAGGAAAAGCGGAAGUUUGGGAAAAUGUUGAGCGAAGAAGCCAACCCUGAAAUCAUCAGCAAAGACAGGAAAUGGAUGGAUAGGGCCUUCGUGAAAUACGCAACUCAGUUCUGCCGGGUGACAACGAUGCCCAAGAAACGGCACCUUGAUGAAGACGCGGAGGACCCCGGUUUACAGGAUUCUCCCCCGGCACGACGGCCUAAACUCUCCGACUCGCUAAGAGACGACCAUGGUGGACUCGGAAAUGGCUCCCUUCAGACCAAGCGCAUUGCCAAAGACAAGGGAAAGCUUGUGGGUGGCGACGUCACAUCUCGAAAGCCUGCCAAGGAGCGAGUAAAUGGCCCAAUCCGUAAUGAAACAGACACUGUGCCCGAUAUUCCGGUCAAGCCCUUGGGGUAUUCCAGCAUGCUGUCUGACCGUGAGACCCGGUCUUCUACCCGUCGUGUCACAAAGCAAGCCGACAGUUCCAAUAAAGAUUCCGGACCGGAAGAAAGGCCACUCUUUGGUGAUGAUUCUUUCAGGGAAAUCUGGAAGAAGCCCUUGGUAUAUCCUCGGACUGGCAAGAAGAAGGCCGAGGUCAACCUUGAGGAUCGUGAUCGGUUACGUACAGAUGAUUUCUUGAAUGAUAACCUCAUUGCGUUCUACAUGCGAUUCCUCCAGGAUCAUCUUGAACGCACCAACCCGGAGGCCGCGAAACGUGUCUACUUUUUCAACUCUUACUUCUUCGCAACCCUUACAAACACCCCCAAGGGUGAUCGCGGUAUCAACUACACCGGUGUUGAGAAGUGGACUCGCAAUGUUGAUCUCUUCAGCUACGACUACAUCGUUGUUCCAAUCAAUGAGAAUGCCCAUUGGUAUGUUGCCAUCAUUUGCAACUUGCCGACUUUGUCUCUUGACUCUGCCGAUCGCAAGGAGCACGUUCAACCACCCACUCCGCAGAAAAGCACAUCCAAUUUAUCUGAAAACGUAUCAGAAAAUGAAGUCCAUCAAAUCCAGGAGACCCCUGAGCCCGAAUCAGAGUCUGCAAGUUCAUCUGACACAAAGCCGCAAAAGAGCGCCGAUCAAGCUAGCAAGGAGGCUGAGAGCGAGAACAUUGCUUCCGGGUCGACCACGGAGACUGGACAUGCGGCCAAAGAUACGAAACCCUCCAAAGAGCAGUCUCCCCCUGUCCAGACAUCAGAAGAGAGCGAAUACCCAUUCCUCCCAACCAACAUCCCCAAAGCUGCAGCUCAGAAGCUCGUCCAAGAAGGGGCAGCUGAGCUACAGAAGCACACAUACUUCAAGAAAAGGGCAGGACUGAGGUUGGAUCCCAACCAAACCACGAUUGUCACAUUUGACUCCCUCGACGCACCCCGAUCCCCCACCAUCAAGUUGCUGCGCGACUACAUCUGCCGCGAAGCAGCGUCUAAACGCGGUGUGGAACUCGACCCAUCCGAAAUCAAGGGCAUGCGAGCUCGCGACAUCCCCCUCCAACCGAACUAUUGUGACUGCGGGCUCUAUCUGCUGACUUACGUGGAGAGGUUCGUCCAAAGCCCCGAUUACUUCAUCGCGAAGGUGCUACAGCGGACCAUGAAUGCCACUGACGACUGGCCUCCACUUGGCUCUGGUCUACUGCGUUCCCGCUUCGGCAAGUUCCUCGAUCAGCUUUACGAGGAACAGGAGCAGGCGGACGGUCCGGCUUUGGUAAAUAAGCAGCCUAUCUCAUUCCUGCUUGGUCCCCCGCUCCCUUCCCAGAAGAAGCCUGCCGACACGGAUGUGGUGCCUGAGUCUGAGCCUGAGCCGGAUGCUUCGAAGAAGCCUACGAAGAAGGCUAAGUCAAGUAGCAGACGCACCUCACCCGUCAGGAAAUGA